AUGAGGCCGCAGCAGGCGCCUGUGUCCGGGAAAGUGUUCAUCCAGAGAGAAUACAGCAGUGGCACACGCUACCAGUUCCAGACCAAGUUCCGCGCGGAGCUGGAGAACCGGAUUGAUAGGCAGCAGUUUGAAGAAACUGUGCGAACUCUAAAUAACCUUUGGGCUGAGGCAGAGAAGCUCGGGGGCCAAUCCUAUCUUGAAGGCUGUUUGGCUUGUUUAACAGCAUACACCAUGUUCUUAUGCAUGGAAAACCAUUAUGAGAAGGUUCUGAAGAAAGUCUCCAAAUAUAUUCAAGAACAGAAUGAGAAGAUAUAUGCUCCCCAAGGCCUCCUCUUAACAGACCCCAUCGAGAGAGGACUUCGAGUUAUUGAAAUUACCAUUUAUGAAGACAGAGGCAUGAGCAGUGGAAGAUAAACCAUCAAUUUAAAGAUCCCAUCUCCCACUGGGACCCUCAUCUGACCACUGACUGAUCACAGAGUGUCCCUACCUCCUCUCCAGAGCAUCAUUCCUUUGUAUCUGCUGCCAGAGCCAUGGUGCCAUUUACUCCAAGGACUAACUUUCUAAAAUUCCAUGCCUGAAGUGACCUCUAGUCACUCAGCACCCACUUUGUGUCUCCAAAUUGUAUAGGACUCUGUAAUCUUUUGAUUAGUUUCUGAGAAAACACAAUGAAGCAUUUCAUUUUUUAAAUUCAAAGCCAUUUAGUAAAAUAUGCAGUUGGUCAGCCAAUGCAGUUUUGUUUCUUACCUGUACCAGUACCAGCUUAUUCCCCAGGCCAGUUCCCUGGGUGGCUUUUGACUUCAAUAAGUCCUGUUUUAGGCAGUGUUUAGUCUUACUCCCCUAAAUUGAUAAAAGGCUUUGUUCCAGGUGGGGGUAUGUAUAUCUGUGGUUUUGCUAGUACAGCUCCCAGAUUUCAAAGAACUACACAUUUUGCUAUGAUUCAAAUCCUAAGAUUGAUUCAAACCAAAGCUCAUUGAAGAAAAUAAUGUAUAAUGUGAUUUGUCUCAUUAUAGCAACUAUUCCUAAUUAAAGCAGUAUUUAAUGCAGUUUUCAGUUAAUUUCUUUGGAGACUUUUAUAUUAUUGCAAUACUUUGAAUGUUGGGAAGAUGUGGUCUGUGUUGCUUAUUCAUUACACAAAUAAGUAAGCACAAUAAAGUGGAUGCUAAACCAUCAAACA
Heterocephalus glaber (naked mole-rat) is the source of this 1174-nucleotide messenger RNA. RefSeq names its product golgin subfamily A member 7. Gene Ontology annotation, biological process: protein targeting to membrane; Golgi to plasma membrane protein transport; peptidyl-L-cysteine S-palmitoylation. The record is from RefSeq and is a predicted model, not a curated record. Lineage: Eukaryota; Metazoa; Chordata; Mammalia; Rodentia; Bathyergidae. Gene Ontology annotation, cellular component: Golgi stack; palmitoyltransferase complex.